AUGAACUCUAGUAUAUACAUUCUGUCGGAUACGACCGCUUCGAGCUUUGCCCACUAUGACACAAAUGGUAAUGGGUCAACAACCGGAUGCAAUGGAAAUACCGUUGAAGAUGGUUUGGCAGUGACGACUACCACGUUCGAUACACUUAAUGAUCGGACCGGCGCAAGUCAUCCGCCUGUCCACUUUGAUUCAGGCCAGUCUGCAUGCCUGAAUACUUUCGUGCUACCUUCAGCACCGUUGACCACAUGGUUCAGACCAUCAACCGCAGUGGAAAAUCAUGUGGACCAGGUCGAAGUUCACACCUAUCCGUUUAGUGAAUUAAAUUCCACACAGUCGAAUCCAUGUUCACGACAGGAAUCGGGUGAUUCGGAUCAAUCGAAUUCCAAGCUCCUGUGUACAAACGAGACUUCCUUGACGCAGGUGCAUCCCGUUUCCGCGCAAGAUACGAAGCCAACUGUAUCCCGAAUGUCCUGUGUCUCACAUGUUCUGACCGACACUGGAUCCUCUAUGGAAUACGGAAAUGAGGACUGUGAUACAAAGGGUCACUCAGUUCAUUCCUACGCAGUGGUCAUAAACAAACCGGAAGCAGAGGCAAAUUGCCAAUCAGUACAAAGUUCGAUGAGCGAUAUGGGUUUGAGCGGGAACAACAUCCACAGUGCGGAAUCUUUUGGGCCCCAAAUAAACAUCCUUCAAACAGCAGAAAAUGAAUCCAACGAUCUGUCUGAUACCAAUGGUUCCUCAAACGCGGUGGAAUGUCCAGAACGAAGCAUGUCAAUACCGGCGUACGCAGAUUUCAUUCGGUCUAAGAACUGUAGCCAUUUGACUACGAACAAAGCCGAACCCCUGGUCACAAACGAUGCUAAACGCUCGUUCAGUUCGAAGACGAAUGCACUGUCCAGUUUCAAUCAAUCCGGGCUACGUAAAAACAAAACAGAUCGCGCGGAUAGCACACGAUCCGAUAGGGUCAGUUCGACGGAAACAUACAGUUCUUUGUCCCGUUCCUCGUACAUGUGCCGCAAGUGUCGAGCGCAUGGGAAACGUUUGGCUGUGAAAGGACACAAGCGAAAUUGUCCGUUUCGUAACUGUACCUGUGCUGUUUGCUCUCUGGUGAAUUACGGUCGACACAUCGUGGCCAAACAGAUCGCAUUGUAUCGAGAUCAGAAAAAUCAUCACAAUCAUUCGAAUUCACAUCCGAACCCAGAUUACAGUGCAAAUCAAUUGAACAACGGGAUGCGCGUGUUCCUCGGCAAAACAGAUUCGAUGUUGGCUGCGGGUGUGAAGUCCGCGAAACCGAAUGAUCCCAUGGUCAAAUUUGGGAGUCAUGGAAAUGGUAGUUGUGAGACCGUUGAAGAUGAAGGUCCACACUGUCGACGUUGCCGGAAUCACGGCGAAACUGCUGCGGCGGCUGCCGCGGCUGCUGCAGCUGCCGCCGAACUCUCCGAUCCCAUGCGUCUGCCUCCGUUAUUGAUGUCCGACGCCAUGGCUCCCAGACCAGCGGCUACUGGUGCUUCCCUAGUGGAGUCCAACUAUUCAUACGCCUCUUUUGGGAGUGGUCUUUUCAAGAUGAAUUCGGUCGAACACACAUCUGCCACCGAAAUACUAAACAUGAAAACUCCUGAGGCUCAAGGUCUAUGUUUGACUGGUGUUACUAACUCAUACGACCUAAAUGAUACCAGCAAUCACGUACUUGAUUUAGCCAAAGGAAUGAAUGAAAACCAAGCAACACAUACGACAGGAAGUGAUCAUCGAACGACUGGUCCAUCAACCUCUGUCGUGGCUGGUCGGACAGUUGUUUCACCCGCAGAUUCACGACCAAGAUUAUCAGCCUUUUCACACACAAAUGGUCUCCCCGGUGUGAAUAGGUGUGACCUGGCACCAUACACUUAUACUCCCGAUGCAGGAACCGCAUAUUGUUCAUCCUACUUCGCUCACGAAUAUGAUAGCACAUUUACAUUAGGAAAUGGGGAAACAAAAUCCCAUUUGAUUUCACCAUAUUCCAUGGUGAGCAUGGCACAUUGCUAUGCACCAAGCAAACCGUUUUCUAUUUCUGACGCACUUAUCCCACCGCAGUUCGCUAGCGGGACUCGUUUCUGCCCUGAAGUGACCGGGGGUUGGUCGCAAAACCACGAGUUUGAGGACGCGUACAGCACGACACAUCAGCACUUUUCUACCAAUGAAGAAAACAUGCUACGUAACCUAGCAGAUUCCUCACAACCAGAGUCACAAUUAAGAACAAUAAGCGGUCCACUGUCAUUUACUGCUUCGAUGUCAAACCAUUUUAUGGAAGAAAGUGUUCAAAUCAGUCACUCGACGCCAAAUUCACGCCCGGUUUCUCAAAAGAUAUCUGCCACUACCUUAAAUGAUUCAACUAUUGAUCACAAUACGUUGGGCCAGCAAUCUGACAGACUCCAGGACGCACCCUCGUCCAGUUCCUUCAUGCGACAAGGAUUUCCUGUCGAUAGUUCUGAGUGGAAUUUGCCAGCUCAGUGGUUUCCUCUCCGACCGGAGACCAUGUUUUCCGAACCAAAGGAGGACUAUCUUUUCGGCACAUCCGGUUAUUCAUCACGUGCCCAACGAGCGGCAGCGUUUGCUGCGGCCGCUGCGGCUGCUGUUGCGUUGCAGUCGCAGGAAUAUCGGUUUGGUGCUGCUCAGUAUAAUCCGAUACCUCCCGAACUACAUCAACCAGUGGACUCAUCAACGGACAUAGAAUUAAAUCUUCCCACUGGUGCAAAACAUUCUGUUAAUGUGAUUUCUUCAACAAUGGGUGAGGUGAGCGAGCCACCUUCAGGUACAGAUUGCUUCACAAUAGCAACACAGAGUCUAUGUGUCAAUGUGGUGGGCAUUCAAAACGAACAGCAAACAAAACAGGUUGUGUCUGACCCAACAAAACCAAUACCAGAUUCGAUGUCAAGUGAUGGGCAAAAUGCAUUCGGUUCCUUAAGCUGCUUCCCACAAGAAACCCAAUCAGAUGUAUUGAAUGCUAGUAGUAUGUUUGCACGUUACUCGUCCGAAUCGCACACACCAAAGCAUUUAUCAAAACAGGAAGCUGAAUCAGUACCGGACAAUGUCUAUCGGUUUCCGACAUAUGGCAAGGUUGUAUCAGAACGAAUACAUCCGUCUUGGGCAAAUCAUAUGGAUACCGCUGUGUUAAGAGACAGUUCAGCAAUGUGGAAUUCUGAUCCUUCCGACAGGCCGACCAUAGAUUCAGACUGCUAUUCAUUGAAUGUAGCGGAACACAUUGCAAGCAGCACACAAGAGAUUCGUUUUAAACAAGUGUCCGAAUCAUUUUCAAACACAGGAAGUACUACAUUAAUCGGAUCCUCAACAAGUUAUGCGGAUGGAGGAACCGAUCUGGAAACUGGUAAUUCACUCAAUCCGACUUGUCAUGAUCCAGUCUUGAAGACCAGUUUAGUUGAGGCACCGAUUGACGUAGUUCACUCCGGAGGUGAUCCUCCCCUGGUUGCAGAGAGGGCCUCCAUGGAAAAUGUUGAUACCCGGAUGUCCGCUGUGGGAACCUCGUGGAGCAGUGAGAAUGGCAAUACAUUCCCGUCACGUGUGCUGUUUAUAGGUGCAAGUGAGACAACAGUUGCGAAUCAGCAUUCGGUACCCGAGAUCACGGAUAUAUCUGUCCAUUCUCCCUGGAUUAAUACCCCAUAA
Molecule: messenger RNA, 3657 nt
Organism: Echinostoma caproni
Lineage: Eukaryota; Metazoa; Platyhelminthes; Trematoda; Plagiorchiida; Echinostomatidae
Source: the annotation of a GenBank genome assembly